Messenger RNA from Helianthus annuus (common sunflower), 3207 nucleotides. Its product is annotated as N-terminal acetyltransferase A complex auxiliary subunit NAA15. Lineage: Eukaryota; Viridiplantae; Streptophyta; Magnoliopsida; Asterales; Asteraceae. Gene Ontology annotation, molecular function: protein-N-terminal amino-acid acetyltransferase activity; protein binding. The record is from RefSeq and is a predicted model, not a curated record. The transcript is spliced from 26 exons. Gene Ontology annotation, biological process: N-terminal peptidyl-methionine acetylation. Gene Ontology annotation, cellular component: cytoplasm. The coding region runs from base 126 to 2816 and encodes 896 amino acids.
UGCAGAAGAUAAACGCCACCAGUCACCCCUCUCUUUUACAUCACACCCGCCUUAUAAACCCUCAAAAACCACUCUCUCUCUCUCUCUCUCUCUAGAAAUCAAUCGUGUAUCUUGCAACACGAACAAUGGGCGCUUCGCUUCCUCCUAAAGAGGCCAAUCUCUUCAAGCUCAUCGUCAAAUCUUAUGAAACAAAACAGUAUAAAAAGGGGCUUAAAGCUGCAGAUGCUAUAUUGAAGAAGUUCCCGAAUCAUGGAGAAACUCUCUCGAUGAAGGGAUUAACAUUGAACUGCAUGGACCGUAAGCAAGAAGCAUAUGAGCUUGUACGCCUAGGAUUAAAGAAUGACCUGAAAAGCCAUGUUUGUUGGCACGUGUAUGGUCUUCUCUACCGAUCAGACAGAGAGUACCGAGAGGCAAUAAAAUGUUACCGGAAUGCUCUGAGGAUAGAUCCUGACAACAUUGAAAUACUUAGGGACCUAUCUCUCUUACAGGCACAAAUGCGUGACUUGACAGGUUUUGUUGAAACUAGACAACGGUUGCUGACUUUGAAACCUAAUCAUCGCAUGAACUGGAUUGGUUUUGCGGUUUCGUAUCAUCUAAAUUCAAAUGCGUCAAAAGCAAUUGAUAUCCUGGAAGCAUAUGAAGGGACUCUUGAAGACGAUUAUCCUCCAGAAAACGAACGUUGUGAGCAUGGGGAAAUGCUGUUAUACAAGAUAUCUUUAUUGGAGGAAUGUGGCUUUCUUGAGAAAGCGCUUGAAGAGUUGCGCAAAAAAGAGUUCAAGAUUGUUGAUAAAUUAUCGUACAAGGAAGUGGAGGCUUCGCUUCUUGUGAAGCUCAAUCGUCUCGAGGAAGGCGAAAAGUUGUAUAGGGUACUCCUUACUAUGAAUCCCGACAACUACAGAUACUAUGAAGAAUUACAGAAGUGCGUUGGACUGUAUUCAAAGACUGGUCAAUAUUCCUCCGAUGAAAUCGACAAGUUGCAUGCUCUGUACCGAUCUCUUGCGGAGAAAUACACGUGGUCGUCUGCUGUUAAGAGGAUUCCACUAGAUUUCUUGGACGGCGUAAAGUUUCAGGAUGCAGCGGAUAAUUAUAUCAGGCCUCUUUUAACAAAGGGGGUCCCGUCACUGUUCUCCGAUCUUUCUCCUCUGUAUGAUCAUGGUGGCAAGGCUGAUGUUCUUGAAAAGUUGGUUCUUGGCUUGGAGGAAUCACUUAAAAAGACAGGUGGAUACCCUGGAAGAUCAGAAAAGGAGCCACCUUCGACACUUCUAUGGACCUUGUUCUAUUUAGCUCAGCAUUACGAUAGACGGGCCCAGUAUGACGUGGCUCUUGCUAAAAUCGAGGAAGCUAUGCAACACACUCCAACUGUUAUUGAUUUAUAUUCUGUCAAGAGCAAGAUACUGAAACAUGCUGGCGAUUUUACGGCAGCAGCUGCGUUAGCAGAUGAAGCUAGGUGCAUGGAUCUCGCCGAUCGUUACGUAAAUAGUCAAUGCGUUAAACGAAUGCUGCAGGCUGAUCAGGUUACAUUUGCGGAAAAGACAGCAGUACUGUUCACGAAAGACGGUGAACAACAUAACAACCUGCAUGACAUGCAGUGCAUGUGGUAUGAACUUGCUUCUGGUGAAAGCUAUUUCCGCCAGGGUGAACUUGGGCGGGCGUUGAAAAAGUUUUUGCUGGUUGAGAAACACUAUGCGGAUAUAACUGAAGACCAAUUUGAUUUCCAUUCUUAUUGUUUAAGAAAAAUGACGUUGCGCGCGUAUAUUGAAAUGUUACGAUUUCAAGACCGGCUUCAUGCUCAUGCUUACUUUCGCAAGGCAGCUGCUGGAGCUAUAAGAUGCUACAUCAAGCAUUAUGAUUCUCCACCAAAAUCAUCAACCGAAGAAGACGAUGAACUAGCAAAAUUGCCUGCUGCUCAGAAGAAGAAAUUGAGGCAAAAACAGAGGAAGGCUGAAGCACGGGCGAAAAAAGAGGCAGAAGUAAAGAGCGAGGAAGCUAAUGCGAGUGGCGUUUCUAAGCAAGGGAAACGAAAUGUCAAGACCGUUGAUCCGGAUCCCCAUGGAGAGAAGUUAUUGCAGAUUGAAGAUCCUUUAGCGGAAGCUGGAAAGUACCUGAAACUACUUCAGAAACAUUCAUCUGAUUACUUGGAGACACAUUUACUGUCGUUUGAAGUUAAUAUGAGAAAGGAAAAGAUCUUGCUUGCCUUGCAGGCUUUGAAGCACCUGGUACAAUUAAAUGCUGAAAAUCCCGACACUCAUCGCUGCUUGAUAAGAUUCUUCCAUAAAGUGGCAUCAAGGUCGGCUCCUACAACCGAUGCUGAAAAACUCGUUUCCGGAGUAUUAGAAGCAGAACGACCAACUUUCAGUCAGCUGCAUGAUAAUAAAUCUCUGAUGGAGGCAAAUACGGUUUUCCUCGAGCAACAUAAAGAUUCGUUGUUGCACAGAGCAGCAGCAGCCGAGAUGAUCUAUUGUUUAGAACCGAACAAGAAGACAGAAGCAAUUAAGUUGAUUGAAGAAUCCCCUAAGAACUCUGUUUCAAGUGGCCCGCUUGGAUCCGUGAAAGAAUCGAAGUUGAAAGAUUGUGUUGCCGUUCACAAAAUUCUGGUUGCUACUUUCGACGAUCGAGAUGCUGCUCUAAGAUGGAAAAACCGAUGCGCAGAAGAGUUUCCGUACUCGACCUACUUUGAAGGCAGCCUCUGCUCUACUAUAACAUCGAACGAAACUUCCAAACAAGCACACGAGGCUGCUGAAAACGGAGGUAUCGAAUUUGUUCCAUCGAACGGUAAAGUAGAAAAGCUAGAUGCCAUGAAGAAUCUAGCCAUCUAACAAGAAAACUGAAUUUUAACCAGAUUUCAUAUGCUUAAGCCAUGCCCCCGGUUGUAGGAUAAGGUUUUAGAUCCCAGGAAAAAAACUAAAACUGGUUUUUAUCCUCGAAGCCGUUUUUUUCGUUCAUGUGAUCACAAUUCCUUAAAAAUGUGUAUAACCUACUCAAGUUUCUUGUGUCCACCCGAGUCAUGGACCCGAUGUUUUUAAGGUUAGAAAAAUAUCCUUGGAUCGUCGCCCUUUUGAAGGUAGUCAAGAAUCUUGAGAGUAUGUUGUACUGCUAUUUUUGGUUGGUCUUUUUUUUUUUAAUAUUUAUGUUGUAUAAUUGCUAUUCUUAUGUGACAAAAUUUUGACUUAUAAAUUUUACGAUAAGCGAUCUUGGACUUUGAUGUUA